AUGGCGUCGAGGGAAGUCCCACUUGGGUCGCCUCUGGGCAAAACGAAGGAACCUCCUCCUUCUCUCGAACUCUUCAGUGACGUCGGCGGCGGAAGGAAUUUCCCGCCGCUCGUCGUCGCGGUCAUCCCCGUCCUCGUCGGCGCGUUUCUGCUGAUCAGCUACUACUACACCAUCGUGAAGAAGUACUGCGGCACUUUGGACUCCCCGUGGCGGCGCUCCGGCGGGGGCAGCGGCCAAGAGUUCUACGACGAUCGCUGGCGCGAAGAAAGAUGGGAUUUUUCGGAGUCAGAUGGACUCGACGACGCCUCGAUCGCCAAACUCUCGGUCCGCGUUUACGGUUCCGGCGACGGAAUCGUCGGCGCCGCCGAUUGCUCGGUGUGCCUGGGGGAGUUCCGGGAGGCGGAGCGGCUCCGGUUGCUCCCCGUGUGCGGCCACGCCUUCCACCUGCGCUGCAUCGACGCGUGGCUGAAGGCGCGCGCCAAUUGCCCCCUUUGCCGGGCCAACGCCUUGCCGGUGACUCCGAAGCCGGAAUCGCCGCCGCCUGUUGAACCGGUCGUUGCCGACGGCGAGGCGGCGGCGAUAUUGGUCGGAGGCGAGGAGUUCGGAGUCAUGAGGCGGUCGAUGUCGAUGGAAUUGGCGCACGAGCAGCGUACUAUGAGCUCUGUUCCUUUGAAGAGAUCCUUCUCGGGUGGAAGGUUGACGGGAAGCAAUUCGAUGCUUCCUUUAUGA
Messenger RNA from Zingiber officinale, 729 nucleotides. RefSeq names its product E3 ubiquitin-protein ligase Os04g0590900-like. The record is from RefSeq and is a predicted model, not a curated record. Lineage: Eukaryota; Viridiplantae; Streptophyta; Magnoliopsida; Zingiberales; Zingiberaceae. Bases 1 to 729 code for a protein of 242 amino acids. The transcript has a single exon. Gene Ontology annotation, molecular function: transferase activity. Gene Ontology annotation, biological process: protein ubiquitination.